Molecule: messenger RNA, 2900 nt
Organism: Aphidius gifuensis
Lineage: Eukaryota; Metazoa; Arthropoda; Insecta; Hymenoptera; Braconidae
Product: allantoicase-like
Exons: 8
Coding region: 1228-2358 (376 amino acids)
Biological process (GO): allantoin catabolic process
Molecular function (GO): allantoicase activity
Source: RefSeq, a predicted model, not a curated record
GUUGCCAUUGAACAUGCGCAAACCAAAACAAGAGAAAAAAAGUAAAUACAUAAACAAAUAAAUAAAUAAAUGUCACCUUGUUCUAUGUGUUGACGUGUAAAUAUUAUUAAUUAAUAAAAUAAUAACAACAAUCAAUAUAUUUAAAUAAACUUGAUAGACUUAUAAUAAACAAUGGUAUUAGAAAUUUGUAUAGAUUCAAUUGAAUCAGUUAAAAAUGCUGUAAAUGGUGGAGCAAAUCGUUUAGAAAUAUGUUCAUCAUUGUCUGAAGGUGGUCUAACUCCAACACUUGGGCUAAUUAAUUUUACAAAACAAUACACAAACAUACCAAUUUAUUCAAUGAUAAGAAUAAGAUCAGGUAAUUUUAAUUAUACACAAGAAGAAAUAGAUGCAAUGAUUUACGAUUUAAAAUUAUUAAAAAAUCAUAAUGUCGAUGGUUUUGUAUUUGGUGCACUUGAUGAAAAUAAUAAAAUACAAAAAGAAUUUUGUCAUAAAAUAAUUGAAGCAGCAAGACCAAAACCUGUUACAUUUCAUCGUGCAUUUGAUGAAGUUGAUGAGCCAUUUAUUGCAUUGAAUGAAAUAAUAAAUCUUGGCUUUGAGAGAAUAUUAACAUCAGGAAAAAAAAAUACAGCAAUUGAAGGUAUUGAAUUGAUUAAACAACUUGUUGAAAAAGCUGAUGAUAAAAUUAUCAUUAUGCCGGGUAGUGGUAUCACUUGUGAUAAUAUAUCACUAAUUAAAAAUUCAACUGGAGCCAAAGAGUUUCAUGCAUCAGCUAAAGUAUCAGUUGAUAAUAAAAAUACUAAAAAUAACAUAAAAAUUGGUGAUAAUAUUGAUAAAUCAAUUAUGAUAACUAGUGAAAAAAUUGUUAAACAAAUUAUUGACAUAAUAAAUAAUACAUAAAAUGUAAUAAUUUAAUGUACAUACUGAUAAUUAUAAUAUAAAUAAAUUAUUUUUAAAUAAUUAAGAUAACGUAAAGACGUAAUGUUGUCUUGCUUAAACAUUUUAAAAAAUAAUUUUCAUUUAAAUAAUAACAGUCGAAUAAAGAGGUUUUUUUUUUUAAAUGCAAGAUUAAUUAUUCAUUAAAGAUAAUAAUUAACUUAAUGACGUUUUUUUUUUUUUAUGUCUGUAUGUAUUUGUACUAUGCUCUUUUGAUAACAUAAAAAAAAUAUUGGCUACGUGAACGACCUUUUUAAUAAUAGCCAGACAGUUGCAAUUAAAUACUUAAAGACAAUGGGACGAGCAGAUAUUAUUUCUGGUUUUUCUGAAGAAAAUGAAAUUGCUUCAAUAAAGAAUGGUGGAAAAAUUGUGUUUGCGACUGAUGAUUGGUUUGCUGUUGCUGAAAAUCUUUUAAAGGACGAAGAGCCAGAAUGGAAAGAAGGUGUAUUUACUGAAUUUGGAAAAUGGAUGGAUGGUUGGGAAACAAGAAGAAAAAGAUGUGCUGGUCAUGAUUGGUCAAUAAUAUCUUUAAAUAAAAUAUCAAUAAUUACAGGAUUUUGCAUUGAUACAGCAUAUUUUACUGGAAAUUAUGUACCAAGAAUAUCAAUUCAAGCUGCUUUACUUAAAGAAGAAGAAAUAAAAUUAUUUCCUGAACGUUCCAGUAAAGCUGGAACAGCAGCAUCUGAAAAAGAAUUUGAAAAAAUAUCACGUCUUAAAAGUGAGAAAUGGAAAACAAUUGUACCAAUGAUGGAAUUAGGUGCUGGUUAUCCAGAAACAAGAAAAAAUUAUAUUUCCAUUAAUUCAAAUGAAUCAUGGAAUUAUUUACGUUUAAAUAUUUAUCCUGAUGGUGGAAUAGCACGUUUAAGAGUUUUUGGUAUAAAUAAAAUAGAUAAAUUAAUGCCAAUAUGUCAAGGAGAAAGUAUUGAUCUUAUUGCUAGUGUUAAUGGUGGUAUUUGUGAAAAAUUUAGUAAUGCUCAUUAUGGACAUCCAGAAAAUAUUAUUAGAAUUAGUAAAGGUCUUAAUAUGGGUGACGGUUGGGAAACUGCUAGAAGACUUGAUAGACCACCAAUUAUUCAAGUUGAUAGUAAUGGAAUUAUUCAGGUGCCUGGUUGUGAAUGGUCUAUAUUUCGUCUUGGAAGUGUUGGUAGAAUUGAAACAAUCAUCAUUGAUACAACACAUUUCAAGGGUAAUUUUCCAGACAAUGCCAAGGUUGAAGGAACACUUUGUUUAUCUGAAACAGCACAAUAUAAAAAUCAACAACUGUGGCGAACAAUAUUGUCAACUAAAAAAUUAUCUGCAAAUAAACCACACGUUUAUGAGCUGAAAGAUUUGGAUUGGUUUGGCCCAGUGAGCCACGUCAGACUUACAAUAGCUCCGGAUGGUGGAAUUUCAAGAUUUCGAAUAUUUGGAUAUAAACAAUUUUAAUAAAUAAAAGUUUGUUAAAUUAUGUGUAAAAAAAAAUCUAAAUAUAAUAAAAUAUUAUUAUCUACAUGACUUUCAAAUGAUGUUGCUGAAAUAUUGUUACAGUUGGUAAUGCUGUUGUAAAAUUUCAAUGCAGCAAUUGCAUUAUAGUGGGGCAUCUUGAGAUGCAACCAGAUUUUGAAAAAAAAAAAAUAACAGGUAGGUAAUGCCCGAGGGAAAGAGCGAGAGAAAGAGAGAAAGAAAGGGGCCUUAUGCGAUGAAAAAAAAAUAAAAAAAAUAAUACAAAACAGGUUGAUGGUAUACAGUCAGUGUAUGUGUAAAUAAAUUAAGUGGGACUUGUAUACAUUGCAGAAUUAAAUUGAAGAUACAAAUCAUCUGAAAGUGCAGUGUGAACAUUGUUUUAAAUAUAAAUAAAUUAAUAAAACAAUAUAUAUAUUAUAAAGUGUGUUUAUAUAUAUUAAAAUUAAUUUCAAAAUUUCUCAUUAAAGCUGUUAAUGAGAAACCCCGUAAGACGCUGUUGUAAAAGUCGAACGGAUGUGUCCAGU